AUGCCUAUGAGUUGGGAUGCCGCUGCUGAUGCCAAGCUCUUCACUGUCGUGAUGGCAGUCUACGAUAUCAAAAUCACUGGAGCUCAGAAUGAGAAGAUUGCCAAGAUGAUGGGAGAAGAAACCAAAACAGACGUCACCCCAAAAGCCAUAACCCACCGCCUCUCAAAGAUAAAAGCCCAAGCCGCUUCCUUCUCCCACGUCGCCCCCGGUACCCCCGCCUCAGCCCGCAAACGUCCCUCAACCCCCAGCAACAGCGGCAAGACCUCCAAGACCCCUGCUUCCAAAGGCAAAAGCUUUGGCAUUGCAAACAAAAUCCUCGGUCCCAAUGGCAGAGUCCUCUCUGCAACCCACACAAUCACCACUCUCAUGCACGAUGAUGGUCAAGAUGAUGAGGAGGACUUUGAUACACCCACCAAGUCCCGCGUCAAGACUGAGGCAGGAUCGUCGAAGAAGAGAAAGAUGACUGCUCCCAAGAUUGAGGAUUUUGUGGGUUAUGCUGAGGUUGAGGGGAUGGGUGAUGCUAUUGAUUCCAGUCUUGCUUACCCUGCUGAGGUUAAGAUUGAGGAGGAUGUUGAGAUGCAGAUGCAGAUUCAACAGGGCAACAACAAAGCUAAGGGCAAGGGAAAGGAAAAGGCUGAGGUCGUUGAUCUGACUGAGACUGCUGAUACCAUCGACAUCACCGAUGAACUUUGCCACCAGGGAAAGAGCAACGCAAUUCCCAAGGGCAAGGGAAGAGCCAAGGAGCAGGCAGAGAUUGGAGCAAGUGCCACUAACGUGAAGGUCAAGAAGGAAGUCGUGGAUAUCCAGGAUGUGUAUGAGGAUGAGGAUGCCGAGAUGGUCGUUUAA
Molecule: messenger RNA, 846 nt
Organism: Aureobasidium namibiae CBS 147.97
Lineage: Eukaryota; Fungi; Ascomycota; Dothideomycetes; Dothideales; Saccotheciaceae
Exons: 3
Coding region: 1-846 (281 amino acids)
Source: RefSeq, a predicted model, not a curated record